This is a messenger RNA of Juglans regia (Persian walnut), 1284 nucleotides long. Its product is annotated as pre-mRNA cleavage factor Im 25 kDa subunit 2-like. The coding region runs from base 170 to 772 and encodes 200 amino acids. Gene Ontology annotation, molecular function: mRNA binding. Lineage: Eukaryota; Viridiplantae; Streptophyta; Magnoliopsida; Fagales; Juglandaceae. Gene Ontology annotation, cellular component: mRNA cleavage factor complex. The transcript has 7 exons. The record is from RefSeq and is a predicted model, not a curated record.
AGUAUUAUUUUAUUAUGUUGACGUGAGAUCAAUCCUUCGUCUCCCUUCUGCUUUUCCUUUCUCUACCUCUGUAUCUCUCACUGUCUCGUGCAGGCCCAGAUCCUACUCUCGCCGAUCAUUUGAGAGUGAGACUUGAAAGAUUUGUUUGCAGAGAGACUGACAGGUAGAGAUGGUGACAUCAUCGUUGGUGAAUACGUAUCCACUGGCAAGCUACACUUUUGGGACCAAAGAGCCCAAGAUGGAGAAGGACACUUCCGUCGCCGAUCGCCUCGCUCGCAUGAAAGUCAACUAUAUGAAAGAAGGAAUGAGGACCAGCGUGGAAGGGAUUUUACUGGUACAGGAACAUAAUCAUCCUCACAUACUUCUUCUUCAAAUUGGGAACACUUUCUGUAAACUUCCUGGUGGGCGUUUGAAGCCUGGGGAGAAUGAAAUUGAGGGCUUGAAAAGAAAGCUGACCAGCAAGCUUGGUGCUACAGUACCUGCUCUUGUGCCAGACUGGCAGAUAGGUGAGUGUGUGGCUGUCUGGUGGCGGCCAAACUUUGAAACCAUAAUGUAUCCAUAUUGCCCACCUCACAUAACAAAACCUAAGGAGUGUAAGAAGCUUUACCUUGUUCACUUGUCUGAGAGGGAGUACUUUGCAGUCCCAAAAAAUUUAAAACUUCUUGCCGUUCCACUGUUUGAGCUCUAUGAUAACGUUCAGAGAUAUGGACCAGUUAUAUCCACCAUUCCUCAGCAACUCUCCAGAUUCCAGUUCAACAUGAUCACUAAAUGAAUGAAGCAUGGAUUUCUAAAACUCACGUUCUUAUAGCUCUGCUUAUAGUUUCUGAAGUUCGUACCUUGAUUUAAUCACGUGGACUGCUAGAGCUCAGACCUGGACAUUACUUCAUGACUGAAUUUUAAGUUGGUUAGAUGGUUCUUCUCCACUUAGGCUGAUAAUGCAAACCUAUCUUUUGAAAUGGUCUCUCUGCCUGUAUUCGGUCCUUUCAAAUAUCUAGUGAUGUGUAUUACCUCAUCCUGGGAUUCUUGUUCAAACCAGGUGUUUGUUGUGUGAUUUGUCGGAGUCAUAUCUACUUUAGUGGAAGAGAGAUAUUUCCUUCUGAGAGUGAAGAGUCCAGUGAAAUUUUAGCAGGGAUACAAUGGGUUAAAUGUAAUCUUUGCUUCGUUGUAAUAUUGUGGGGGAAAUUAGGGUACAGAAGGUGAGAUGUGUGUAGCAUGUAUCAGGCAGUUUCUAUUUAUUUCGUUGAAGUAUGUGAAGCAACCAACUACAUGGUCUCAUUUUGGAUA